CCCUCUCUCUCACCCACACGGACGCAGUAUACCACCUCUUCACCAGCCACCGUGAGAGCUGGGGCUGACGCGAGUACCCGCAUACGGAGUGCGGACCGCGGAGUGUCGUUGCGCCCACCCUCGGUUCAUUUUUUUUCCUCCAAAUAUCUCUUUAUCCCCCCCUCUCUCUUCCUGACGCAGAAAAGAAAUAGUGGUUCGUUCAUUAUAGAGCAUCCCAGUCUCUCUUUCAUCUCUACAGGAAGCUACAGACAAUUUCGGAAUAUGGUACCUCUCCAAUGAUAAUGCCAUGUGACAAGGCUUUUUAUCAUUUGGCAUUUCUUUCCCCUCCAACAAAAGUCGCUUCUGGGUUCGUCUGUGUGCUCUGGCUUUGGUGGUAUUCAAAGAGUGGCUGAGUGAAGGAAACAUUUUUGAAAAAGCCCCUGGGAGAAAUGGAAGUUUUGGCCGUUGGCUUGGUCCGCUGAGGCUGCUGCUGCUGCUGCUGCUGCUGGUGGUUUGGUGAUUGGUGCAGGGGGGAAACUGCGUCGCCAGGUCUGAAAGGCUGGGGAUCUCGGGUCAUUACAGCGGGACCAGCUUUUCAAGAUAACAAGGUUUUCCCCCUUUUUACGUGAUCGAAUGGUUGCAGAUUUAUCCCUGUAAAUGAGUGGCCACAUCCUCCAGCCCCUCAGCUCGCAUUAACGCGUCGGCGUUUGGAUGCGGUUUGUUUCCUCUGCGGCUCAGCGUCUCUCUCUCUUUACUGGCCCAGAAUAUGAUUUAAUGUUGGAAGGAAUUUCAACAGGGUUCCAGUCUAUGACUACCCAGGAAUCUCUUGCUCUUUUCAUCCACAGGCAAAAGCGUUACGCUCCAAAGAGAACACAUCAAGGCAGAGAUUACCGGGAAUUUCCUUGACCACCCUACAGAUGGACUAAAAAAGGGAAGCUCGGGUUUUCGGGAUUUUAACUCUGUUUGCUCUCACUCAGAGAGCUUGUAGUUUUCGCUGUUUUUUUUUUUUUCUUUUCGGGGGGAAAUAUCUGUGGACAUAAUGAAAGUUAUCGCGGCUAUGUUGCUCGUUGCCGUGCUUUGGAGCCAGGAGUGGAAGUCGGUGCUCUCGGAUUCGAUCAUCCAUAUCGGCGCCAUCUUUGAUGAGUCGGCACGGAAAGAUGACGAGGUGUUUCGCCUUGCUGUGGCAGAUCUCAAUUUGAACAAUGAGAUCUUGGAGACAGAGAAGAUAACCAUCUCUGUGGAAUUCGUUGAUGGGAACAACCCUUUCCAGGCUGUGCAAGAAGCCUGUGAGCUGAUGAACCGUGGUAUCCUGGCUCUGGUCAGUUCAAUUGGCUGCAUGUCGGCCGGCAGCCUUCAAACUCUGGCCGAUGCCAUGCACAUCCCCCACCUCUUUAUCCAGCGCUCCCCAGCGGGAACACCCCGUUCCGCCUGCCCGCCCACCAGUCGCGUCCCUGGAACAGAUGACUACACCCUAAUGGUCCGCCCACCUGUCUAUCUCAAUGAGGUCAUCAUGCAAGUGGUUUCAGAGUACAGCUGGCAGAAGUUCAUCCUCUUCUAUGAUUCUGAUUUUGAUAUCCGUGGUAUUGAGGAUUUCCUUGAUUGGACUUCUCAGCAAGGAAUGGACGUAUCUCUUCAGAAGGUGGAAUCUAAUAUUAACACGAUGAUCUCAAGUAUGUUCAGAACAAUGCGUACGGAAGAGCUGCAUCGCUAUAGAGAUACACUACGCAGAGCUGUGCUGUUCAUGAGCCCAGCUACUGCCAAGGCCUUUAUCACAGAGGUGGUGGAGACCAACCUGGUGGCCUUCGAUUGUCACUGGAUCCUGAUUAAUGAGGAGAUCUCAGACUAUGACUUACAGGAGUUAGUCAUGAAGUCAAUUGGUCGGCUGACGUUGGUGCGCCAGAUGUUCCCUAUGCAGAACACAACUCAGCGCUGUGUCAAACACAACCACAGGAUUAACACUUCCCUCUGUGACCCUAAAAACCCCAAGGCUCAGCAGCUUGAGAUCACAAACCGCUACAUCUAUGAUACCGUGUUGCUGCUGGCCAAUACCUUCCACAGAAAGCUGGAGGACAGGAAAUGGCACAGCAUGGCCAGUCUAAGCUGCAUCAGGAAGAACUCCAAACCAUGGCAGGGAGGCAAGAGCAUGCUGGAUACUGUCAAAAAGUUUGGAGUAAGCGGGCUCACCAGUUUCUUGGAGUUCACCGACAACGGCACUAACCCCAAUAUCUUCUUUGAAAUCCUGGGAACAAACUACGGAGAAGACAGAGGGCGUGGAGUCAGCAGGCUGGCCACGUGGGAUCCAGUUCAUGGAUUGAAUGGCACUCUGACAGACAGGAAAUUGGAAAAUAACAUGAGGGGAGUUGUGCUGCGAGUCGCCACUGUUCUGGAGGAGCCGUUUGUAAUGGUGUCAGAAAAUGUUCUGGGGAAACCAAAGAAGUAUCAGGGCUUUUCCAUCGACGUUCUGGAUGCUCUGUCCAACUACUUGGGCUUUAAGUAUGAGAUCUACAUUGCUCCGGACCACAAAUAUGGCAGCUUGCAGCCUGACGGUCAGUGGAAUGGACUGAUGGGUGAAUUGGUCUUCAAGCGAGCCGAUGUGGGACUCUCGGCUUUGACCAUCACGCCUGAGCGAGAGAGCGUUGUGGACUUCACCACCCGCUACAUGGAUUAUUCUGUGGGCGUUCUGCUGCGCAAGGCCGAACGCACCGUGGACAUGUUUGCCUGCCUGGCACCCUUCGACCUGUCACUGUGGGCGUGCAUUGCAGGCACUGUGCUUCUCGUUGGCGUCCUGGUGUACUUGCUCAACUGGCUCAACCCACCCCGGCUACCCAUGGGAUCCGUGUCUUCGACAACACUGUAUAAUUCCAUGUGGUUUGUCUAUGGAUCCUUUGUACAACAAGGUGGAGAGGUCCCCUACACCACCCUAGCGACGAGGAUGAUGAUGGGCGUUUGGUGGAUGUUUGCUUUAAUUGUCAUCUCCUCAUACACUGCCAACCUCGCAGCUUUCCUCACCAUCACACGCAUAGAGAACUCUAUACAGUCCUUGCAGGACUUAUCCAAGCAGACGGAGUUGCCUUAUGGUACGGUGUUGGACUCCGCUGUAUAUGAUCAGGUGCGCUCCAAGGCUAUGAACCCCUUUGAGAGAGAUCCCAUGUACUCCCAGAUGUGGCGGAUGAUUAACCGCACCGGAAGCGGAGAUAGUAAUGUUGAAGAGUCAAAAGAAGGCAUUCGAAAGGUGAAGUAUGGACGAUUUGGCUUCGUGUGGGAUGCAGCAGUGCUGGAAUAUGUUGCUAAUAAUGAUGAGGAUUGCUCCUUCUAUACCGUCAGCAACAAUGCACCAGACCGUGGAUAUGGUAUCGCCAUGCAGCACGGCAGCCCCUACAGGGACAUUUUCUCCCAGAGAAUCUUGGAGCUCCAGCAAAAUGGUGACAUGGAUAUACUAAAACUCAAGUGGUGGCCCAAGGACAGCCCAUGUGACCUCUACAGUUCAGUCCAGACACGGCAGCGUGGAAAUGCCCUUGAUAUUCACAGCUUCGCUGGCGUUUUCUGCGUCCUGGCAGCUGGCGUGGUCCUCUCCUGCCUCAUUGCCAUGGUGGAAAGCUGGUGGUCACGAAGGAAGGGAUCCCGGGUCCCCUCCAAGGAGGACGAUAAGGAGAUCGACCUGGAGCACCUACACCGCCGGGUUAACAGCUUGUGCACCGAGGAUGAAAGCCCCCACAAGCAAUUCUCCACCUCUUCCGUCGAUUUAACACCCCUUGACAUGGAUGCGCUGCCUGCUGCUCGUCAGGCACUCGAGCAGAUCAGCGAUUUCCGUAACACCCACAUCACCACCACCACCUUCAUCCCUGAGCAGAUCCAGACCCUAAGCCGUAGCCUUUCUGCCAAAGCCGCCGCUGGAUUUUCUGCUGGUUUCGGUAGCGGUGGUGGAGGCGGCCUCCAGGACCACCGGACUGGCGGGGUUGGCCCUUUCAGGCAGAGGGCUCCUAAUGGUGGCUUCUUCCGCAGCCCCAUUAAAACAAUGUCCUCCAUCCCGUACCAGCCCACAGGUCCUGGACCCAACUUUGGAUACGGCAAUGAUCCAGACAGGGGCACCUCCAUAUGAGGAGUUGCUAACGGAUAUGGUUGGUUUCGAGAGUAGAAGGAAGAGGCAAGGUGGUUAGUCAAUCAUGGGGUGGUAAAACAAAUAUGUUGUGGCUGAGCGAAAAAAGUCCGAAGAUAGAGAUCUAUGUACAUAGGAAUCUUUCUGUUUUCAGUUUCUGCUAGGGUGUUUCCAAGGGGUGUCUGUUUUGUUCGUGGAGAAAACGAAGGAGGUGGAGGCCUGUUGGGGUGUUUCUUAUCCUCUUGCAAACCACGCUGGUGAGGUGCAAGAAGGGACAGGGCAGGGGGGGCUUGAAUCUUUGCUUUAUUGUUGUUGUUCUUGUGAUUGUUUGGGGGAUUAUUUUGGGGGAUAUGUGUGAAAGGGGAUCUUUUUUAUUGUUUGUUUUAUAACAUGAGGAAUGUCUCAUGUAAUGGAAAACUGCUGAAAUGACCUGACUCCUAUUACUGUCUGAACCCCCAUUGGAGGAUUCAGUUUAUACUAGUCCAACACCAGGAAAUACUUCUAUGUUCUUGUUAGCUCCAGGGCUGUUAUCAGUGGAUAAAUGGUGGUCUCUUUAGCCAUGAAAAAACUCCAAGGGGCUCUAACUAAUAAGCAAUUAUCGGGCAGUUAUUUUGUGAAGGCAUAUAUAACAUAUAGUUUUGUCUGUAGCCCUCGGAAUACAUACAGCAGCCCCUUGUAGUGUUUUGAACAGGCCCCCAUCUCAGUGAAUAUUGGAAGAUUCCUCUCCUCCAGUUUUACUCUGCCUUUUCACUAUGUGGGAGUCCAUACUCAGUUUUCUCUUCUCUGGUGUUCUUUCACCAAUACCUGGGGUUCUAAAUGUGUAAUCAUCUCCAAGAUGGUGUCCACACGGUGGCCUGACUAGACCUAAGACUUUACAGCUGAACACAUCCUGACACCUUCAUGGUGCAUCAGUCUGAAAACUGUUGAAAUGCCAUGACAGUGCAACAGUACGACACUGUAGAAUCACCAGUUCGGUGCAUCGAUCUUAAACUACUUCUGCCAUUUUGGUGCAUCAGCUUGAAACUGUUUUCACCAUUUUGAUGCACAUUAAACUCUUUGUCAAUCCCACUGCACUGUACCAGUGCCCACAGACCUGUAAGUGAUUGUAUGUAGAUCUGACCUUUUCUUUUCUCACCUGUACUGUGCUAUCUGCUUUUCAAGUCAAGGUGGGACCCUCUAAUCAGACUCUCAGAGGUAUAAUAAAAAGGGAUGGUAUAAAAAGCAGCUUAAAGACUAAAAAAAAAGAAAAAAGAAAAAAACAUAAAAGACAAGCUGAAAGACUUCAAAAAGCUUAUGCUUAUUAUAUGUCUUUUAUUGAGUUUUGUUUUUGAAAAAAAUAGAUUUUAAUGCGUGGAAUGUGUUUUGGUCAGGAAGUACAAAAAAUAACAUUGUUCUGAGCUGUCUAAUUGUUUUUUUUCUCUCAGCAAACUUUGAAAAACUGCUAAAUGAGUGCUGUAGUCUCUGGUUUUGCAUCAUUAAGUCAUUCAAACCUCUAUUUUUGAAUUUUUCUUUGUUUUGCUUAACUUUUAGUGCAACCAUGGCCCAAGUGUUUAAAAAAUAAAAGCUCAUUCUGUAGCGUCAUUUCAUAUCCAAGGUCAUUAAUCACUUCUUACCAGGUUCAAGUGGUGAAAUGGAGUCGAUUUUGAUGUUGAGGAGAAGCCAUUGCAUCAGCGUCUUCAGUACAGGCCUUAUAUGUCAACUAGCUAGCUGUACCCUCCCAGCUUCCAGUCAAACCCAAAAUAUCAGCGUGUACUGGAAGCAUGUAAGAGCAGCGGAUCAAUGGUUGUGCUGUAGGUCUUGGGAAUGUCUGGAAGAGUCAACGGCCAUCGGAACCCAAUGGCUGCCUUUUACGCGAUGAGUCCAAAAUACACUUCUAUUUCAUAUCUCUCAUGUUAAGGGUACUGUUUAUAUAAUGUGUUUUUUUAAAGUGCCAAUUAAUUAAAAUGAGACCAUUAAGGUGCAUUUUGGGGUGGGUACUGGGAGUGGUACAUUAACAAUAUUUUGUGGACUAGGGGGUGGGUUGGUAAAAUGGAACCAAACUUUUUACACUAACACUGUAUUAAUAAUUGAUAAUGUUAGUUGUUUAGAACAAGUUUUCAGUUUGUUAUCUUUAAGAACUAAAACUGCAAAAUGUUGUGUGUAGAGAACUCAGUCAAGCCACAGUGUUUUGAAGCAAGCAUUCUUAGGCAUUCUUUUCUUAUAUUAGGCUACAGUAUGGCUAUUGAAUGACAAAUAGGACACAGACAUUUAAAAAAUUUUAUUUAGUAUAAAUGAAAGAGACAUUAUGAAAAUGUAUAUUUUACAUGUUGAUGCUAUUUUUGUUUAACAAAAAGAAAAGAGUAUAUCAUGUUGAGCUUUAGUGUUGAGUUGAGCAGACUCGUUACUGCAUUUGGUUUCCCUUGUCCUGCCCAUGGUAAACAUAAACACGUACAUGAACUUUUUUGCUUCUCUCAUGCCAUCCUGAGUUCAUUUUGUUCAUUUGCUGGCUAAAUAACAAAAAGUGGCAAGUUCACUAAAAAGAAAGCAUGCACAAACUUGCUGUUUUGCUAUCUGUUAACAUUUUUAAUUUCAUGCAUAGAACUACAGGAUUUACUUGAUAAUUUUCAAAAAUUUAUGAUGUACAGUAUUUAAUAUAGGCCUAUUUUGUUGUAUGUGUUGCAUAUUAUUCAAAAACUGAACAAACUGGGGCCUCUGUUACAAGUGGCAAAGCUUUCUGUGUAUAAUUUGUCUAAUAAACAGGUUUUCUACA
This is a messenger RNA of Acanthochromis polyacanthus (spiny chromis), 6824 nucleotides long. RefSeq names its product glutamate receptor, ionotropic, delta 2 (gene grid2). Gene Ontology annotation, cellular component: plasma membrane; postsynaptic membrane. NCBI's taxonomy places the organism in Eukaryota, Metazoa, Chordata, Actinopteri, Pomacentridae. Gene Ontology annotation, biological process: monoatomic ion transport; synaptic transmission, glutamatergic; modulation of chemical synaptic transmission. Gene Ontology annotation, molecular function: glutamate-gated receptor activity; transmitter-gated monoatomic ion channel activity involved in regulation of postsynaptic membrane potential. The record is from RefSeq and is a predicted model, not a curated record.